AUGUCCAAAGUACUACAAUUUCGUUGCGCGCUCGUCACCGGCGGCGGCGGCGGCAUCGGCAAAGCCAUGGCCCAGUACUUCAUCUCGCAGGGCAAGAAAGUCCUCCUCGCCGGGCGCACAAAGGCCAACCUGGAAGCAUCGGCCCAAGAAAUCGGCGCCGCCGGCUGCUACGUCCUGGACGUGGGCGACAGCGCCGCCAUCCGCACGUUUGCGCAGCAAAUCACCCACGAGCAUCCCGAUCUGGACUGCGUGGUCAACAACGCCGGCGUGCAGCGGCCGCUGACUGUGCUCGGCGACACGGACGACUUCCUCGGCAAAGCCGACGAGGAGAUCAACAUCAACGUGCGGGGGCCGCUGCACCUGACGAUGCACCUGCUGCCGCACCUGCAGCAGCAGCAGCACCCCGUGGUGGUCAACGUGUCGAGCAUCCUCGGCUUCGUGCCGUUUGCCGUGGGCAACCCCGUGUACAACGGCACCAAGGCGUGGCUGCACUUUUGGUCGAUGAACCUGCGCACGCAGCUGCGGCAGGGAGGGUCGCGCGUGCGCGUCGUCGAGAUUGCGCCGCCGACGGUCGGCACCGACUUGCACCGCGACCGCGCCGACCCGGACGACAACAAGAAGGAGAAGAACGACAAGGCGCUGACGGUGGACGAGUUCGUGGCGGACGUGGCGAGGAAGCUGGAGAGCGGCGAGGAGAUGAUUUCGGCGGGGAUGGGGGUCGGGAUGGUGGAGGACUGGUAUGCGACGUUUGGGAAACGGUAUCGAGAUGCAGAGGCAGCUAAUUAG
Messenger RNA from Cordyceps militaris CM01, 786 nucleotides. Its product is annotated as short-chain dehydrogenases/reductase, putative. NCBI's taxonomy places the organism in Eukaryota, Fungi, Ascomycota, Sordariomycetes, Hypocreales, Cordycipitaceae. The coding region runs from base 1 to 786 and encodes 261 amino acids. The record is from RefSeq and is a predicted model, not a curated record. Gene Ontology annotation, cellular component: membrane. The transcript has a single exon.